Messenger RNA from Xenopus laevis (African clawed frog), 1889 nucleotides. RefSeq names its product KAT8 regulatory NSL complex subunit 2 L homeolog (gene kansl2.L). The record is from RefSeq and is a predicted model, not a curated record. Lineage: Eukaryota; Metazoa; Chordata; Amphibia; Anura; Pipidae. The transcript has 10 exons. Gene Ontology annotation, cellular component: histone acetyltransferase complex; mitochondrion; NSL complex. The coding region runs from base 157 to 1638 and encodes 493 amino acids.
GUCAUGCUGUGUGAUGGGGUAGCGAGGGUGUUAGUGAAAGAGAAGUGAUAUUAUAUAGCAUGGAUAUAGUCUGUUCGUCUUAGAGAGAUCUGCUAAGCCUUAUACAACGUUGUAACGCGGUUUCACCUUCGAGAAUGCAGCGGUGCAUCACGAGAAAUGAACAGGAUUCGAAUACACGUUUUGCCCACAAGCCGGGGACGAUUGACUCCAGUCCCCAAAACCCAUGAAGCAUUAUCCUGCUCUUUUACACACCGACCAUGCUCCCAGCCUCGCAUUGAGGGUUACGACUUCUGCAUCAAACAUAUCCUGGAAGAUAGAAAUGCUCCUUACAAGCAGUGCAGUUAUAUAUCUACCAAUAAUGGUCGUCGAUGUUCCAAUGCAGCCCCUAAACCUGAUAAAAAGGAUGGGGUUGCAUUUUGUGCAGAGCAUGCACGCCGGAAUGCAUUAGCCCUCCAAGCUCAAAUAAAAAAAUCGAACCCAGGGCCAACCAGUGAGUCUCUGUUGUAUCAGCUGAGUACGUAUGCCCGGAGUGAGCUGGGAUCUCAAAUACAGGAAAACAGCAGGAGCGAAGCCUGCAGAAUUCUUGAUGAAGACAGCUUGAGUGAAAGUGACCAAGACACCGUAACAGUUGAUCAGACAUGGAGGGGAGAUCUUGACAGUGAGGCUGACAGUCUGGACAGUGACCAGGAGGAUCCGUUAAAACAUGCUGGAGUAUACACAGCUGAAGAGGUAACGUUGAUCAUGCGGGAAAAGCUAAUUCGCCUGCAGUCCCUGUAUAUUGAUCAGUUCAAGAGAUUGCAGCACUUACUGAAGGAGAAAAAAAGAAACUACUUGCACACACUUAAAACAGAACAUGAAACUGUUGGGAGCAGUCUCCUCACUGGUCCAGAGGGACUUACAUUUAAGGAGCGGGAGUGUCUUAAAAGGUUAAAAGCUUUGCGCCGAUACCGAAAACGUUAUGGGGUAGAGGCUCUUCUACAUCGCCAGUUAAAAGAGAGGCGCAUGUUGGCUUCCGAAGGUGCAUCUCAGCAGGCUCACACAACCCGCUCCAGUCAGAGAUGCAUGGCAUUCAUUGAUGAUGUGCGCUGCUCUAACCCGUGUCUCCCCAUGACAAGGCACUGCGUUUCUCAUAUAUGUCAGGACAGCAGUCAGGUUCUGUUCAAGCUGUGCUCAGGAUCAGAAGAUGUACCCUGUAAUAAGCCAGUUCCUUUAAGCCUUUCUGAAGACCCCUGCUGUCUGUUGCAUUACCGCUUACCCUCCCCUAUGUACAAGGCAGAACCAGUACUGCCCGAGCCAGAGCAGAUGGAUGUGACUCCUGUAGAACUCUACCUUAGCACUGCGGAGCUGCAGCCCACUGAAAAUUUACCCUUAGAAUUCAGUGAUGACCUUGAUGUUGUAGGGGACGGGAUGCAGUUCCCACCAUCUCCUCUGCUUUUUGACCCUUCUGCUGACAUUUUAAGGUCACUAGAUGUACAGGAGUCUGAUGAGGAACACACUACCACGACAAGCCACUCUCUUCUAACCGCAGAGUCUUUAAUGGGGUCUGCAGGACAGGGUCAGGUUCAGACCACAGCGGCUUCUUGCACAGAAAAUGUGUUGUCUACACCCAAUGGAAAUGCAGAUGCCUCGCUGAUCUAAAUUUUACAACAGUUUUAAUCUUUUUUUUUUUAUUUGAUUACGUUUGUUACCGUUGUGAAAGGAAAGACUGCCAGGCUGCCUCUACAUUGCCUUAUUCCUUCUGAAGCUUUGUUUGCUCUAAUAUUGCUUCCGAAACAUGUGCUGUGCAUGUAUUUAACAUGGAACGUUACUGUUACUUGGUCAUAAAAAGGAUAACAAACAACAAGAAUCUGCUCUUGUGUGUAAAUAAAUAUAAUGUGUGUAUAAGCUUA